Messenger RNA from Harpia harpyja (harpy eagle), 2059 nucleotides. RefSeq names its product maestro heat-like repeat-containing protein family member 2B. The coding region runs from base 269 to 2059 and encodes 596 amino acids. Lineage: Eukaryota; Metazoa; Chordata; Aves; Accipitriformes; Accipitridae. The record is from RefSeq and is a predicted model, not a curated record. The transcript is spliced from 14 exons. Gene Ontology annotation, cellular component: cytoplasm.
GCCUGCUGCCUGGGAGGAGGUAGGAAUUGCUGGAGCUGAAGGCAGUGCUCGCUGGCAUGGGCUGGGGGCGUUGGAUUUGGGGCCCUCGAUUAGGAGGGACCCAGUUGUGGUUUAAGCCACCCUGGAGAGGGCUAGUAAAUCCCCUUUCUGUUUUGUCUCCCUUUUUCCUCUGGCCAGCAAGCUGAGGCCGCCUCUGAGCGGGAAGGAAAAUCGCAACCUGCUGGCAGUGUGCUGCCAGAGUGUUUUGUCCCAUCCUUCCGAGGAGCGGAUGAAAAAGGGAAGGAAGAGUGUGAGGGCAGCUGUGAACAUGGAGCUUCUGCACAGGAGAGGCAUGGAAGAUCUGGGCCACCUCAUAGAAACCCUUCUGGAGGCUGAGGCGACCUCUGCCUGCUUUGACGACGUGGUCCACGUCCUGAAGGGCUGGCUCACCUCAGCCAAAGAAUGGGAGCGGGAGAGAGCCCUGCAGGUUUUCACCCACGUGCUGGGCGCUUGCAAGGAGCGAUGCGAGCUCAUGAGAGGAUGUCCCUACAAGCACUUCGGCUCCCUGGUGGGACUGCUGGGGUCUCUGACCAGCGACUGCCUGGCCACGUGCCGCCAGAGGGCAUGGGUCUGCCUUGGCUACCUUCUCCAAUUGCAAGCCAAGAGAAUGAAGGUGCCGCAGACAGAUGAGAUCUGGUGCCUUUGUGAGGAGCUGAACAGCCCGCACACCGAGACUUCGGCAGAGACCUGUACCGAAAUAACAAAGGCUGUUUGCAGAUGCAUCCCUGCAGCACAGGCUGUGGACUUUCUGACUGCCGUCCUGGGCAGCUUGCUGCAUGUCAUGCCCCCAUGUGCAAGAGCAGUGUGGAAGUGGGUGUUCGUCUUCCUGGUGGAAUGCAGAAAGGAAAUAGUCCAGGAGGUGCCAAAAAUCUUGGACACCCUUUACAGCUACAUGCAGCAGAGCACCCACAGGCCCUUCCUGCUCCAUGCAGUGUUUCUCCUCACCCGCUUUCACCAGGAGCCCGUAAUCAGCAGUCUCCUCCAGAAGAGUCUCUUCAUGGACAGUGACACGGUGGAGCUGUGGAGGAGCCUGGGGAGAAGCAUCCUUGGGAUUCGGAUCCUGAGGUGCUUAGCGGAGAAACUAAACAGAGCAGGAAACGACCGCCCGGGGACGGGCUCCUCCACUUGUGAGCGGCACGACCGUCAGACUGCUCUGGAGACUCUGACGAUCACCUGUGCCAUCUCCGAGGUGGUGCUUGCCCUGAGGAGCACGGAGGAGCUCAGGCAACUGCUUCCCCACCUCCUUCCCAGCCUCCUGAGGUGGGCCAGUGAAAUGCUGGGUGAGGAGAGGCUGCUUUUGCUCAUGAGCAGCUGGGGAGAACUGUUCCUCGAGUGCCAAAUGCACGUGGAGAAGCCGUGCAGGGUUUUCCUUUCAGCUCUAGAGUUGGUGCUGGGCAAAUGCAUGGCGCAGAAAUGGAUGCAGCUGCUCAGCAGCCGCCUGCGGCACCUUCUAGAAGACCUGGAGAGGCAACAGAGUGCCCUGGAGAUGGAGAACCGCCUCCUGAAAAAGGAAGGCUCUCCAGAAGCGCAGAAAGAUCGAACCGUAGCAUUUCCAGGCCGCGCCAGGCUGAACGGGGCUGCAGACAAGGAGGCCAUCGUCCUGGCAGCUAUGAGAAAACAACCGGCGGAGCUGCGAGCGCUCAUAGCUCGAUACAGCUAUGAUGCUUUCAAUGGUCCCAACGAGCGGCCUGAACUAGAGCUUCCUCUAGUUGCUGGACGAUACAUGUACAUCUUUGGAGACGUGGGUGAAGAUGGUUGCUGCUUCGUGGCCCCUGCCAUUACCCUGUCCCUGUGCUGGCCCACCCCGCUGCCCCACACAGGGUCCCACGGCCCUGCUGCGCGGGCACAGCAUGCCUGGGACAGGAACUCUGUUGGAGAGAUCAUUGGUGGCUCAGUGCUGGACAUUGCGCGUGUGCCGCCCACCGCCCUGGGUUGGGAAGGGCGAGCUCAGCACAGGACUGUGCUGAGACACUUGGGCAAUCUCACGGGCGAAGGGAGGGAAGCACUUGACUGUGCAUGA